CAGCGCCUGGCUGUCCUAGCCCGGCUCUGGAUGUAGCCCACGUGUUGGGUAACUUUAAUCGCUUUCAGGAAUAUAUGUCAGAUUAUAGUUCAAGAAAAGGAUUAGUGUGCGGGUGUAAACUAAACUACGUGCAAAGAAAGACCAAUCCUGUUACCAUUGUGUGUUUUAACUGAGUGAAGGCUACCUGAGGUCUUGGGGAGGGCACAAUGCCGUCACUUCCUCUGGUGCCCAGUAUUCAGAGUCCCGUCUCAUCAUUUCCGGCUGUGCUGGUGCAGCAGGCUGCUGUGUCAUGUCUCAGGCAGGAAGAGAUGGUGGUGACAGCUGUUACCGGCUGCGCUGCUCCCUUCUGCGGCACGAGUUGGACGUUCGAGGGGUGGCACGCUGCCCCCUUUGGCCAGGUGAGGGGUUCGUGUCCGUGUCACGUGACAGGAGCGCACGCCUCUGGGUACCAGACAGUCCUAACAGAGGAUUCAUUGAAUUGCAAUGUAUGAGUGGCCACUCCAACUUUGUCUCGUCUGUUUGUAUUUUACCUCCAAGUGACCUAUACCCAAGAGGACUGAUUGCUACUGGAGGGAAUGACCAUAACAUAUGUGUAUUCAGUUUGGACAGUGAGAAGCCUCUAUAUACACUAAAAGGUCAUACGAAUACUGUAUGCAGUCUAUCUUCUGGAAAAUUUGGGACCUUGCUGAGUGGAUCAUGGGACACUACAGGAAAGGUGUGGCUAAAUGAUAAGUGUAUGAUGACAUUACAGGGUCACACAGCUGCAGUUUGGUCAGUGAAAAUACUGCCUGAGCAGGGCUUAAUGCUCACUGCAUCAGCUGAUAAAUCUAUCAAGCUCUGGAAAGCAGGCAGAUGUGAAAGGACUUUUCUUGGGCAUGAAGAUUGUGUUCGAGGGCUUGCUGCUAUAAAUGAUACUGAAUUUCUCUCUUGUUCCAAUGAUGCCAGUGUCAGAAGAUGGCUGAUCACCGGAGAGUGCCUGCAAAUAUACUAUGGACAUACCAAUUAUAUCUAUAGCAUUUGUCUCUUUCCAAAUUCUCAAGAUUUUGUGACUACCUCAGAGGACAGAUCCAUUCGAAUCUGGAGAAAAGGAGAGUGUACUCAGACCAUUCGUCUUCCUGCUCAGUCUGUGUGGUCUUGCUGUGUUCUUGACAAUGGAGACAUUGUUGUUGGUGCAAGCGAUGGCAUUAUAAGAGUGUUCACAGAGUCUCCAGACCGCAUAGCCAGCCCAGAGGAAAUUCAGGCCUUUGAAAAUGAACUGUCCAAAGCAACAAUUGAUCCUAAAACUGGUGACCUUGGAGAUAUUAAAAUAGAGGACCUUCCAGGCAGAGAUCAUUUGAAUGAGCCAGGCACCAGGGAUGGGCAGACCCGGCUAAUCAAAGAAGAUGGGAAGGUUGAAGCCUACCAGUGGAGCACUGGUGAAGGACGCUGGAUGAAAAUUGGAGAUGUAGUGGGCUCAUCUGGUGCAACACAACAAACAUCUGGAAGAGUCUUGUUUGAAGGGAAAGAAUAUGAUUUUGUGUUCACAAUUGAUGUGAAUGAAAGUGGACCAUCCUUCAAGUUACCAUAUAACCUGACAGAGGACCCUUGGCUUGUUGCAUACAAUUUUCUGCAGAAAAAUGAUCUGAAUCCCAUGUUCUUAGAUCAAGUAGCCAAAUUUAUCAUCGAUAACACUGCUGGUCAGACACAGUCUACAAACGUGGGCUUUGCAGAUCCGUUCACAGGUAGUGGGCGGUACAUUCCAGGAAGUUCUUCUACUGAUAAUAUAGGGGCUGAUCCAUUUACAGGUGGAAAUCGGUAUGUACCUGGUUCAUCAUUGCAGUCAGACUAUUCCACAGCUGCAGCUGACCCAUUUACAGGAAAGAACGCAUACCGAUCAUCAACUGCACCAACCCCAAAUACUUACUUUCCCAAGAAAGAACCGGUCACAUUUGAUCAAGCAAAUCCAUCACAAAUUCUAGGAAAACUUAAAGAACUGAAUGAGUCGGCUCCUGUAGAACGGAAAAUACCAGAGGAAGAUUUAAUGCAGCUUGACAAACUGUUAUCUGUAGCUGGCAAUCCUUCAGGAGGAACAGUAACAACUCAGCAGCUGGAUACCUUGUGGAGAGCUGUAAACUGGCCCGAAGAUAUUGUGUUUCCGGCCUUAGAUGUUCUUCGUUUGUCGGUAAAGAAUCCUACUGUCAAUGAAAUGUUCUACAAUGAAAAAGAAGGCAGUCAGUUUAGCAGCUACCUCCUCCAGCUCAUGAGUCCCAGUGGCAAACAAGCAAAUCAGCUGCUUGCACUAAGGACAGUUUGCAAUUCCUUCUUCUGUGAUCCAGGAACUUGCCUUCUGAUGUCAGAGAGGGACACUGUCCUAUCAAAAGCGUCAGAACUUAAAACUGUCAACAAUAAGAAUAUCCACAUAGCCCUGGCAACACUGAUGCUUAACUACGCAAUCUGUUUACAUAAAGUUAGUGAUAUAGAAGGAAAGGCUCAGUGUCUAUCAGCCAUCAGUUCUGUUAUAGAAGUUGUUCAAGACCUUGAAGCAAUUUUCAGACUGUUGGUAGCUCUUGGGACAUUAAUCAGUGAUGACACCAAUGCCGUGCAGUUAGCAAAGUCCCUGGGUGUUGAUUCUCAGAUCAAAAAAUACAUGUCUGUCACUGAACCAGCCAAAGUUAACCAGUGCUGCAGGCUCCUUUUAAAUAUUCUGUAACUAUUUUAUUUUUACUUGUGGAAGACCAUAUAUUCCCAAUGUGUAGUGUUUUCUUAUUACACUGUACUAUAAAUACAUUGAAAAUGACAUGCUGUGGAUUGAAUGCUGAUUUAAAGAAAGUUUGUAGCAAAAAAGCAAAUUGGCCUGAAUAAAAAUUUUGCACUGA
Molecule: messenger RNA, 2855 nt
Organism: Xenopus laevis (African clawed frog)
Lineage: Eukaryota; Metazoa; Chordata; Amphibia; Anura; Pipidae
Gene: plaa.L
Product: phospholipase A2-activating protein L homeolog
Exons: 14
Coding region: 290-2689 (799 amino acids)
Biological process (GO): ubiquitin recycling; proteasome-mediated ubiquitin-dependent protein catabolic process
Cellular component (GO): cytoplasm; synapse; catalytic complex
Molecular function (GO): ubiquitin binding; phospholipase A2 activator activity
Source: RefSeq, marked provisional